AUGACGCUUUCCAAACUCCAGCGAAUAUUCACCUGUGGCCGUAAGAAAGAUUCAGGUUCCAAACCAGAAAGCAAGCCACAGACAGAUACUGGGGAUGAUGAUAGAGAUGAAUAUGGCGCUUUGAGCGAGGUCGCUGCUCCAAGUCCGGUUGAACACAGAGCAACUCCACAGAGCGCACUGGUGGAGGGGGUUGGAGAAAUGAGUAAAUGUGUGCCUGGGCGUCAAUAG
Molecule: messenger RNA, 228 nt
Organism: Penicillium roqueforti
Lineage: Eukaryota; Fungi; Ascomycota; Eurotiomycetes; Eurotiales; Aspergillaceae
Exons: 3
Coding region: 1-228 (75 amino acids)
Source: RefSeq, a predicted model, not a curated record